CUUGUCGAAGUGACAGCUCGCCCAGGGCCUCGGUUUGCAUCUCUCAGUGCAGAUUUCCUAGGAGGAGUCAGGGCGUGACGCCUGGCCUGGCGGGUGGGAGAGACUUUGGGGUUCGUGGGGCUGAGGGUCGCGGGCGCUUGGUGCCUGCUGUUCCCCAGACGUGACGGGCUGCAGCCCUGCGGGUCGUGUCUGCCUUCGUACCCCAAAGCGCAGACUGUAACGCUGGCCCUCACCCCUGCCCGGGGACCGAGCUGCCGCUUCGGGAGUGUUCCAGGUCGGGGAGCAACUUUUCUCAAAAGGGGCAUGCAUUGGAAAUGCAGUAUAUUCAAAGAACACUUUAAGAAGAACACAUCCUAUGAAAGAAAAAGCUGGUCAGAAGCACAAGCCUGCUGAUGUGUUUGAGUUUCCUGAUAAUUCCGAAAUCUCAAGCAAUGGCAGUGAAAGUAAGAAAGACGAUGAGCCUUAUGAGACUUUUGAUCCUCCCCUACACAGCACUGCUAUAUAUGCUGAUGAAGAAGAACUCUCCCAACACUGUGGGUCAUCUGUCCCUUCAACUCCUCCAGGAAAAGCAACGAAAGAAAGCUUGAGCACUUCUGCAAGUGAAGCAAGUGAAAGCGCGUCUGUAAAACUGAGAGCCACAAAGCCAGGAAGAAGAUGUAAGCCCCUUAGCGAUGGCUCUGACAGCUCGGGAGAAAGUGAGAUACGAAGAAAAGUUCAGUCACCAGGAGAAUCGGUGCGCGACGGUGUGACGCUGUUCCGGCCGGGGCGCCGUCGGGGCUUCCCGAGAGACGGCCGCGGUCAGAGAGGCCCGAGGCGGGAGGCGGCCGUGGCAGCGGUGCACCUGCGGACGGAGGGACCCCGGCCAUGGAAACUCAGAAAAAGGAGACUAUGUCUCGUGGCAAAAGGAAAAAAACAAGCAAUGAAGCUGGAGGUUCAGGUCUCCCACGUGUGUGCCAGGGACCCAGCUAGCGGAGCCAUGACCUGCUGCCUCCCAGGGUGCACGUCAGUGGGAAGGCGGAACUGCGACUUGGGACUGGAACGCAGGCCCUUGAGUAUGGGGUGUGGGUCUCUCAGCAAAUAAACCAACUGCCAAAUGUCUGCCCCAGAAUAUGCAUGAUACUUUGUCACUUAGUCAAAGAUGUAAUGGAAAAAAGUGCUGAUUGGUUAAAACAGUAAAUUGUUACUGCUACUUUGAAAAAUGAGGCAUGUGUGACUUUGGGGUAACUAUUUUUAAUGUUUUGUCGUGAAAAUUUUCAACAUACAACAAACUGAAUUUUACAGUGUAUAUUCACCUACUAUCUGGAUCUCAGUUAACACUUGAGUUGUUACUUUGUCCAUUAAUCCAUUUAAU
Messenger RNA from Oryctolagus cuniculus (rabbit), 1351 nucleotides. NCBI's taxonomy places the organism in Eukaryota, Metazoa, Chordata, Mammalia, Lagomorpha, Leporidae. The record is from RefSeq and is a predicted model, not a curated record.